Molecule: messenger RNA, 798 nt
Organism: Prunus persica (peach)
Lineage: Eukaryota; Viridiplantae; Streptophyta; Magnoliopsida; Rosales; Rosaceae
Product: small ubiquitin-related modifier 1
Exons: 3
Coding region: 357-620 (87 amino acids)
Biological process (GO): protein sumoylation
Cellular component (GO): nucleus
Molecular function (GO): ubiquitin-like protein ligase binding; protein tag activity
Source: RefSeq, a predicted model, not a curated record
ACAAAUUGGAUGAAGUUACCAUUAUACCCUUCAUUUUGAAAUCAUUUAUUAAAAAUAGUUUACAAGUCAUAAUUUUAUUUACCAAAAGAGGGAAAGUCACGGGUCAGUCUCUGAAGUUGGUGCAGCACGUAACCUUCCCAAAUCUAUUACAUUGAUUGCACCUCACCUGCUCUGCUCUUCAAAGCUAUGUACGUAGUACGUACGCAUGAACUAUUUCAGACAAAACUUAAAUAAAAAAAACCGAAAAGAAAAACACAAAGACACAAAGCUCCCAAGAACAGAACUUCUGACUCCAAAAAAAGCUCCCAAGAACACAACACAGUUACACAGAGAAAGGAAAAACCCUAGCUCUUAAGAUGUCUAGAGGUCGAUCUGAUGAAGACACUGUGAAGCUCAAGGUUCAGUACAACAAGGAUGGAGUUCAAACUUUUUUCCGGGUUAAACGAAGCAUCAAACUGCAAAAACUCAUGGAAGCCUUCUGCAAAAAGCGUUCCCUUGACCCCAAAUCAAUGCAAUUCACGUUUGAUGGCGUCGGACUCGAGAAGAACAAAACUCCGGAGGAGCUUGGAAUGGAAGAUGGUGAUGAGAUCGAUGCCCUUGAGCUCGUUGAUGGAGCUUGAAAAGUUAAAGCCAUCAUGAUAUAUAUGCAGGAAGGAGUUCGUGAAAAUUUGGAUAUGAGCUAGAUUGAUAGAUAGUAAAACUUUGGAUUCUAUUUUAUACUGUUGAACUUUAUUUGAUUGAAUGUGGGCCGUUAGAUAUUGAGAUGGCUGUUAGUUAUUUGGAAAAAAAAAAAAAAAA